This is a messenger RNA of Stegodyphus dumicola, 684 nucleotides long. RefSeq lists its product as uncharacterized. The record is from RefSeq and is a predicted model, not a curated record. Lineage: Eukaryota; Metazoa; Arthropoda; Arachnida; Araneae; Eresidae.
AUGGAGAACUUUACAAUGGGUGUUGUGUCGGUAUACUUCUCCCCUGCGGAAAACUUGAAUUUACAUUUGACAAGACUUGAAGACGUUUUGAACAAGUAUACAUUUUAUUUUAUUGCUGGAGAUUUUAAUUCGAAACAUUUUAAUUGGGGUUCUAGGACUGUGGAUGAUAGGGGUGUUUUAACCAUGGAUUUUUUAAUACAGAAUAAUAUUAUUUUAUAUAAUCAAUCAGACUCAUUACCAACUUUUGUUUCCGCAGUAGGGGAAGGUUGGACAGACUUGAUUCUCAGUUCUGCCUCUCUCUCCCCGUUUCGUAUUGAACUCAAGAUACAUGAAGAGGAGAGUCUUAGCGACCAUAGAUAUGUUGCUGUUGAUAUUGAAGAUGUUCAACCUGUGAGACAUGAGAGUACUGUUUUUACAAAAAAUCUUGUUAGAAUAAAUAAAUUUUGUAAAAAACUUAAACUGGAUAUGGAAUUAAUGACGGAUAGACUGAGAUCAAUAGAUGAUGAAAAUAAUUUGGAGAAUUUUGUGGAUGACUUUGAAAGGUUGAUUGUCCAGAGGGCUAAGAGGUACCUGACUAUACGUGGAAAUAAGGUCAAGAAAAAACUUGGUCAGGAAUACGAGUUUGCAAAAAAUGAAGCGACGGACGAGAGCAUUGAGAAAGAGUUUUCAGUUCAGAGAUAUUGA